Messenger RNA from Coffea eugenioides, 799 nucleotides. RefSeq lists its product as uncharacterized. Lineage: Eukaryota; Viridiplantae; Streptophyta; Magnoliopsida; Gentianales; Rubiaceae. The transcript has a single exon. Bases 252 to 524 code for a protein of 90 amino acids. The record is from RefSeq and is a predicted model, not a curated record.
AGCAUAAAGAGAGAAUUGGAUUCCCACCUUUGUCUCCUUCACCUCCUCAUAAAAUCUCCCUCUUUCCUUCCUUCGAUAACCUAAAGAUCAUUAACUUACAACAGCCAGUCAUCUCUGCCUUUUCCUUUAUUCUUCCCGGCUCCCCAGGAAACAUCCUUUUUACCACUCUCUCCUCUGGUUACAGGAAGAAAAAAUUCAAGUAAAAGAAGUGUUAUUUUGGUGGAAAAAUACUCAAAUUUCAAGGUAGUAGAAUGUCGGCGAAUCCAACGGUGCAAAGCAAUUGCGGGUUUAUGAAUUGCGAAAAGCUGGAUAGGAUGGCGAAUUGGGUCGGGAACAGCGUAGCCUCGGCGUUCUUCGCAUCACUGGAACGCUGCUCCUGCAUCAACCUCAGCACCUCCCAUGACGACGGCGAUGAUGACGAUUUUGAAGAGGCCAAGGACCGCCCCCUCAUCCUCACAAAACCCAUCUCCUUCGACGAUCCUGCUUCUCUCCACCACCACCACCCUACCUCCACCGCCGCUUGACUAUUUGGGCCAACAAACCCGGAAAAUCCAUUGCCUUGUACCAAAGCGUUUAAUGCUUUUGUUUCGAUUGUAAAAAGGUAGAAGAAAAAAAUCCUUUUUUUUUUUAAAAUUUUCUUUUCCGUUCAUCAUCAGUGGGAUUCGGACCCCUCUGCUCUUUUUCUUUUUGCUCUGAGAGGACUACGAGCUUAGAAGGAUGUGGCUUUCUGUUAAUAUUGGUAAUGAUCAUGCCUGCAACAUGUAAUUUCUGCUCAAUAAAAGUUCAGACCUUUUGCCCA